AAAGGCGAAGUGCAAAGGAAAGACAAAGAACACCGUGACUACCAAUAUUAUAUAGGGCCCGAUUUCCGUGACAUAUUAUUUUUUCCCAAAAUACGCUGUGAAGCACUAUCAUCAUAACAUAGCAAAAAAAAAACUAAGCAUUUAUUUUGUCGUAAAAAUAUGAAAUUUUAAGUCAAUCAGAUCGAUAUAUUUUUGGAAAUAAGGACUCGCAAUGGGAAAAUACCUUUUUACAUACAAUGUUCUCUCUGCGACAUCCUAUUUCAAUUUAAACUUGUUCCUUCGCAUUUGAAAAUCAAAUUCAAUUUGCAGAGUUCUCCAUUAUGAAAUUCAUCCAAAAGUUCACACAAAAUGUGUUUUCUUGCUGAUCCACUGAUGAAGUUUCAGAAAAUAUUGACAUCGCUUUUUCGCCAAAAACCGGCCAGCCUGUAAUGGUGAAGCAAAGAGUGAAUAGUGAACAACAGCAACCGAAAAAAAAAAAAAAAAAACCAUUUGUGGCUGAUCUUGAUGUUGGCUACCGAAUGUAUCUCUUCAAAGGCUUCAUCACUCAGCGGAACAAAAUAAUCUUUCAGCAUCGGCAUAUUUGAUCGUCCGUCACCUUUCACCUAAGCCUUUGCACAAUAGUUAAAACACGGCGUAACAGUAAGUCACGUUGUGUGCGCGCACAAUGCAAUCUGCUGGAAUGCGGUCGGCUGACUUUUCCUAACGUUGCAAUGUCAAAAAUCAGGAAGAUGUGACAUUUAAGUGCGCCGUAACAAUGGAACUUGAGUCCGAGCGAAAUCCUGGGGAAAGCACACAACUGUCUAGAGAAUUAUGAAUCCAUUCAAGAUGCCGUCUUCUUCCUUGUUCGAGCUCAUUCCUUCCCUCCCCAUCUGUCACUCCGCACACAUCCAAAGAACUGGUCUGGCAGUUCCCGGAGCGAGGGACUUUUUAAGUACAAUGUUGAUUGAUUUCUGCGGUAGCUCACUUCACUCAUCUGAAGGUGUGCGAAGAACUGGUCCAGCAACUGCUGGAACGUGGGACUUUUUUGACUGGAGUUGCAAUUCCAUUCAGCCGUGAAACGCAACGCUCGCUCUUGUCACGGCUUUCCUGAGGCUCACUGGACUAAACAUUGGCUAAAAGGCUGAACCCUUCGUGUUUUGUUUUUGAGAUCAAUGGUCCUACCAACACUGGAAGAUGUUAAAUGGUGUGUUUCUCUAUUCAAGUCUAAGGAUGCAAACGCACAUUACACACACACACAGUGCUGUCACGGUCCACUUACGCCAGGCCCUCCCCAGAAUUAAGGUGUUCACAGCAAUUCCGCGGAGCCGCUCAGUCCAGUUUCCAGCAGGCAUCAUGUGGGGCCGCCUGCUCGUCUUGUCACUAUUUGCCUUUGGCUGCCGGGCGUCCGACUUCCUGGGCACGGGGAUGACCUACGCCCCUCUCUCCGAUUAUACGGUAUGUACCCUGCGUGUUUUCCUUGACCUCAACCCCGGGAAAAAGGGAAGGGCUGCCAGAGGAACCAGCUUGAGCUGCUUUAAAAAGAACAACACCUGCUCCCAGGUGGCCGUCAGCUACAAGAUGAGCUUCCGCAAUGAGUGCAUAUUGACCAAUUGGACCUGUCAGCUGGGGGACUGCGGCGCAAUUUCUCUCGUCACCAUAACAAAGGUCUUUGAAAUAUUGGGGGGAUGUCGUCUUGACGUAGUCACACAUCAUCACGUUAGCCAGAUCUCCAAGUUUGUGCUGCGGCUGGACGGCCUCCGGUGGAUCAACGUCACCAACGACGUCACCGAAGCGCUGGCCGUCGCACACGUGGACCUGAGGACGAGGUCCGAUACGGGCCGGGCAAACGCAUCGCCCCGAACAGCCGUGCUGCCCGUCCUCAGAGUCCCCUCCAACUGCCAGAGGUACGUGACGCUGACCACCUUUGACCCCGACGGGGAUGUGGUCAAGUGUCGCUAUCAAAACGCCACGUCGGUUCUCCAACUCUCACCGGUGAGCGAGCCCCGAAAGCAAAAGGGCCUCUUUUCCCUGCCACUGAACAUUGGCAAUUUCUCUCCUCCUUUGCAGGACUGCACCAUGAGCUUCACUCCCAGAGGCAACGACAGUGACGUUGCGGAGGGCGCGUACGCCAUCCAGCUGAUCGUGGAGGACUUCCCUCACCAGAACAUCACCCUGACUGAUGGCAAGGGGAUCCAGACGCCCGUCACCGGGAAGGACGCCAUCGGCCAGAUCCCCGUCCAGUUUGUUCUGAUGGUGGAUCCUCCGGCGGCUUCCUGCGUGGAGGGAGAGCACCUGCCCGCCUUCAGGCCUCCGACGCCAGCCAAUGGAGAACGCGUGCACGGCUCAGUCAACGAGAGCCUCGAGAUCCCCAUCAAUGUGGAAGUCAAUCAGCAGGCAUUGGCGCUGUUCAGUGGGCCGUCCGACAUGCAACUGAACGUCAGCGACGGCCACCUGUUCUUGACCUGGAAACCGACUGAGAGAGACUCGGGCCAAAGUCAGCCCGCCUGCUUCGUCAUCCAAUUGUUUGAAGAGGGACUGACCCCACAUCAGUCGGAGAUGCGCUGUGUCAUUGUGACUGUUGACCCAGGUGAGUGGAACCUCUUGCUGCCAGUCCAAAACUUCUCAAAGUUUUUUUGCUCCGGGGGUCGCUGGACCCCAAAUGUGCAUAACUGUUCCGGCAAGAUCCAGAUGUCAGUUGUAGUAGCGCUGCUGUGGAUGUCAGUUGUGGAGGACGGAGUAGAGAUUAAGAAUGAUACGACUCUUGACGGUCCCCGUGACAAAGGUGAAAGACAAAAAGUUUACUCCUGUUCUGAUCAGUUACAGCUGAAGUGAGAGCAAGGACGUCAUUUGGCUCAGGAACCAGAAGUUUCUCGUUCAUUUUUCAGCUGUCAUCUACUCUGAUAAUCAUCUGCCUUUUGUUCUUUAGAAAUGAUGGUUGACAUUUAUGCAAUGACACAUCACAAUCACAUACGAGCUUGGCCAAGGUCGGGAGAAGCAAUUGGCCAAUUCUAUUUGUUUUGCGGGCCAGCCACAGUAGAAACGAUCCGACAACCGUAUGACUGCGCCGCCGUGAAAAAUGACUUCUUUGACUUCUUCCGUCUUUAGUUGUGAUUGUCGUGACAGCCCGGCUCCUGUCUGGGUUCCCGCUGUCUGUGGACAAUUUCCAAGGGGCGGCCUUAACGCAGGUGCGUCAUUCCGCGUGAGCCGUGCCGCACGGCGACAGGACAGUUUGAGCACCACUUUUUCGUCCCGCAGCUGAAGAAGGAGCUGGUGGCGCGAGGGCUGCCCGCUGGCAUCACGCUGAGAGUGGUGAGCUUCAGGGAGGAGAGCGGAGACGGCGGCUUCUGAGUCCUUCAAUUUAUGCCAAUCCGACGAUUAAAUCAAUCGUACGCUGCCUAUAAACCCGCAGUCUUGACCGUGCGUGGGUUUCACGAGGGAUGCACCGGUUUAUUCCCCCGGACACCAAGCGCUGAUAUUUGAGGCCUCGCUGAUACCAAGUGCCGAUUCUUGAUAAUGCAACUAGGUCUCGUUAUUGCUUAUUUGAAUCAACAAUACAAAACAAACCUUUUCUUGUACAUGGCAUUUGUCACUUCAGUAAAACCAGCAAUUUGUCAGAAGAGGCAUUUUCAUCCGGGACGACAUAUUGUACAUGGCAAAGUAGUAUCAAUGACGUAACCUUUUUUUCAUCUACGAGUUUUGAAAUACGGUAUCGGUGCAUCCUGACUUUUCUCUGCAAAAAAAAGGAGUUAUUUUACAUGCACAAUAAACUACGUAACUAUCAGAAAGUGUGUCACUUGCCAUGUCCCCCCCCCCCCCACCCCCCACUUUGUUUUUGCUGUAAAAGAUGUACGAAACACGUUACAAGGCUAGACUGGACGUGAAUUACACAACACUGACAUUACUAAACAGGAUACCGACUAUGGUCCGAGGAUACUAAAGGUACCUGUCGACUGUCGGUUGAAAAACUUCGACUACAACCCGCACAAUAAAAUGCUCCUUCGUCUAGAAUCUUUCUUCUGGCAACACAUUGAUCCACGUCCGAGCCAUGAAAAUAUAUAUCUCUAAAGUCUCCCUUGCCUGGAAUAUAAACCAUACGUACACUCGUGGCUGACAGCGUGGCGCUCAAGAGCUAGCUAGCCGACUGCAUGUCGCAAUUGCGCCUGAUAGUCGCUGAAGCGAACAGAGGCCCGCGAGUUUGUCUGCCAGAGUGAGGGAACAGUCUCUCCAGCAUUUUAUCUUCAAACGUGAAUUUCUAAACAAAAAUCUCUAAAUGGACUUCAAAGGGUUUGAAAACAUCCAAGGAUUUUUGCAGGGCCCGGAGUUCGAUGUUUGUGAUGAGAAGCAGGCCGAUGUCAGGGGAGCGGCAAGUUCCGGUCAAGGCUCGAUGAGCUCUGGUGGGACCCGAGGUGUGGAGGGAAGUUGGAAGAUUAUCUGGAAAAUGACGCGGAGGAACAAGCGCCGCUUCAAUUGUAAAAAAAAAAAAAAAAAAAAAAUCAAUGAUGGCCUGACAAAACUUCAACGCUGCAGUUAAUUGCGCACUGGCAAGCUGCCAGGCCUCGCCUCCGCAUUGAGCUCUUAAAUUAAGGGGACGUGUCGGUUAUCCCCAGGAGAACAAGUCAGACCGCAUAUAGGUGCUCAUGUCAGACGCUCAUUAGUGACUCGUCGUUCCAAGUCGUGCGAGUCCCAUCCCGUCGUCCGUCAUGCGAGGCUGCCUUUUGGUCUUGUCGCUGCUGGCCUGCGGCUGCCAGGCGUUCAACUACUCGGGCACAGCGGUCACCUACCAGCCCCUGAGGGGCUCCAACGACACGGCGCUCCUUCGCUACAAGUUAGCCUUUCAAGAGUGCGGCAAUAUCACCGUGUUGGACUGCCCGCUGGACCUCUGCACGGUGAACGUGGUCUCUGUGAAAAAUGUAGACGAGAACGUCGGAGAGUGGUGUCAGCAGGAAGUGACAGCGCACAUAAACACAACCAACUCUGAAGACUUCGCGCUGCGGUGAGUCUCGAGAACUAAGCGUCCAUCCGCUUUCCUUUCGGGGUCGUCGAUUUCUCGCAACCUCGUCGUCAAGGCUCUCCUUGUCCUCUGAACUUUUUUGCCGGAACUACGGAUAUCAGCAAGUCUUUGCACAUCUAAAUUUGCGCCCCCAAACUAUCUGAAUCCGGACUCUCUUGCGUAGCCUCCGAGCUUUCCAGCGUGUGCUGUCGCCUAAUGAAUAUUCUUGCUCCUGCAGCCUGGACGGCCUCCGGUGGGUCAGCGUCAGUAAUAACGUCACCGAGGUGCUGGCAUUGACGCACCUGGACCCGAGAAACAGGUCCGACACCGGCCGGCCCAACUCGUCCCCCCGGACCACCGUGCUGCCCGUUCUCAGGUGAGCCCACCCCGACACUGACGUGUGGGCACCGUGGCGACCAGCUGCCGCCUCACAGAAUGUUUGCCUUCAUCCGUAAGGUUCCCCUCCAACUGCUACGGCUACGCAAACCUGCCCACAUUUGACCCAGACGGGGACCUCGUCAAGUGUGUCCUGGAAAACGUUGAUAGUGUCUCGUCAUUUUUAGAAGUCACUAACGUGAGUGACCACGCGCCUCUGUGAAUUUAGUUCCCACUCCAGUGCUGACUGUUCCUUUUUUGGCAGGAUUGUCACAUUGGAUUCACUCCCAAGCUGGACAAUAACAGCAGCGCGGUGGGCUCGUACGCCGUCCAGCUGACCAUGUUGGACGCCGUUCGCAAAGACAUCAAUCUGACUGACGCCGAGGGGAACCAGUCGCUUCUGAGAAAAUUGGAAUUCAUCGGCUACGUUCCCAUCCAGUUUGUCCUGAGAGGUGAGAAAAGUGGAGCAGAUGAGGGCCGAAAUCCAAACUUGGAUACUCCAAAGUUGUUCCCACAAGUCCGCAGAAAAUCAUCGGCACCUUGUCGGUCCGGCCUUUUGACUCGGAUAGGCUCUUCUUUUUUGGGCACAGUAGUUUAUUUCCAAACUGCACUUCAUCGAGUAGAAGUCAAAAGUAUCCAAGUAGUGGUCGCGGAACCAGGAUUUGUGCGUCGUUAACAUUAACUGUGACACUUUCCUGCCGUUAAACUGUUCAGUCGAUCCUCCGGCGCCGUCGUGCGAGCAUGGAAAAUUCCUGCCCGUACUCCAUUAUCCCACGCCAGAGAACGGAGAUCAUCUGUACGCGCACGUCAACAAGACCCUGGAGAUUAACAUCCACGCGACAGCCACGGAUUCAGAGUACGUGUUCGUCUCAACUCAUGUAAUUCUGCAAUUCUGCUGCUCUGACUUGUCACGUUCCAGAGGUGACAAAAAUGAGCUGCUGAAACCACUUCCUGGUUGAGUCAGCGGCAAUUGCUUUCCUAUUUUUCCUGCCAUUACUAAAGCACGCAUCCGUGCUUGGUACAUCCUACACACCAGAGAUGCUGAUUAUUCCAUUGCAUAUUUUAAAAUACCGUAACCACAAUCGGCACUUUAUCCUCUGCGAAGAACAACCAAUCGAAAACGCCGAGCAUCUGGAGGCGCCGCCGCAUCUUUCUGUAUAACGUCGACAACCUGGACUUGUUUGUUAGCGUCAAAGAGGUGCUGUUCAGCGGGCCGGCCGGCGUACACAAGGAGGAAGUGGGCGUCGGCCACUUCGUCCUGAAAUGGACGCCGACCCAAGACGACGCGGGCCUACGUUAUCCCAUCUGCUUCGUCGUUCAAGCGUUUAAAGACGGAGAAACGUACGUACGUUUGCUCCUUGUUCUUUGGCAGACGCUCGGCACGCUAACACGUCCAUUUGGCUCUCCGGCAGCGAAUUUCACUCACCGAUGCGCUGCGUGACGGCGGCGGUCAACUUCAGUGAGUGGCGUCUCUUUCGUCAGCGAUUUGACAACAUCGCCAUUUGGCAGUGGCGGGCCGUGCUUUUGGUACACGGAGCAUCGGCAGGGAGGAAGAUUGCCAGAAAAUUGCACUUUUUGCAGUUUGACCCCCUCCCCUCGGGGUCAUUUCGCCGAAACUAAAUUUGGCAUUAAUACAUAAUACCGAAUAAUUGGCGUGAGGGCUUCCGAACGGCCCGCCGCUGCCACUUUACUCCAUCCGCCGGAGCAAAAGCCGAGUGAGUGACUUUUGUCUUUAGAUGUUUUCGCCCUGGACGCCAGGCUCCUGAUCAGAACCGACAAUACCUAUUUGGACCUCAAACAAAUAGCCUUACCUGAGCUGAAGGAGCUGCUGGUGGCACGGGGG
This is a messenger RNA of Syngnathoides biaculeatus (alligator pipefish), 7187 nucleotides long. RefSeq lists its product as uncharacterized. NCBI's taxonomy places the organism in Eukaryota, Metazoa, Chordata, Actinopteri, Syngnathiformes, Syngnathidae. Bases 1174 to 2811 code for a protein of 545 amino acids. The transcript has 8 exons. The record is from RefSeq and is a predicted model, not a curated record.